CAAUGGCGUCUGACGUUUGUAGAAACAGAAGAGUCCUUUUGUUGUGCUGAUAAAGUAUCCGUCAGCUCCGUCAGUACUGAUCCAGCAGAGUCUGUGUAUGUUUGGUGAACCUCGUUAAUUAGAGUUUGUGCUGUUCACCUUUUUCUGGAUGUUUUUCCUCUGACUCAUCUCCCGGUAGCCUACAAAGCUAAUGAUGUUAGCUUAGCAUUCUAGCUGGAAACAGACCGACAGGGACGUAAGUUAGCAACACAGCGCUAUUCAGAGUUUAAAGGAGAGUAAAUGGUGUUUUUGACGGAGUUUGAGUAAAGAAUACGUAUCUUACGUUGUGUUAAAAUGUCUAAAGCACAAAUACUGAGAUCUUUAGUCAACCAGCGACUCACUGCAGCUGCUGAAGAGAUAUUUGAGCUGUUUGAAAGAACGAUAGCAGAGCACGAGGAGGAACUUUCUCGUUCUAAAGAGGAGAACGAGCGACAACGGAAACUCCUGGACGCUGUUUUCAACCCUCAGCUUCGGUCACAAAAAACAGAUGUCCAGCAGCUGUUGGUGGUUAAAGAAGAGGCUCCCUUUGAGCAGCAGGAGUGGAGCUCCACUUUGGACCAGGAGGACCCAGAACCCCCACACAUCAAAGAGGAAGAAGAAGAGGAGGAACUAUGGUCCUGUCAGGAGGGAGAGCAGCUUCAAGGGCUGGAAGAGGCUGAUAUCAAGUUCCCAUUCACUUCUUUCACUGUGAAGAGUGAAGAUGAUGAAGAGGAACCUCAGUCCUCACAGCUUCAUCAAAGACAAACUGAUCAGAUGGAAACAGAAGGUGAUGGAGAGGACUGUCGAGGACCAGAACCAGACAUGAACUCAGAUGGAGAUACACCUUUACAACCAUUUAAUGAUGAAAAGACUGGAGACUCUUCUGAAGCUGAAACUGAACACAGUGAUGACUGGAAGGAGACCAGAGAACCUCAGUCAGGUUCAAACUCUUUGAAAAAUGAUGAAAUCUCUGUUAGUGAUUUGACAGGUAGCACUGGUGAGAAACUAUUUAGAUGCUCUGUGUGUGGGAAAUUAUUUGGCUUCAGGGGAAAUCUGAAGAUACACAUGAGAAGUCAUACAGGAGAAAAACCUUUCAGCUGUUCAGUUUGUAAGAAAUCUUUUACACAUAGUAGAAGUGUACAGAAACACAUGAGAAUCCACACAGGAGAGAGACCUUUCAGCUGCCUAGUGUGUGAGAAAGGUUUCAUUGAAAGUGGAGAUCUAAAGAGGCACAUGAGAAUUCAUACAGGAGAAAAACCUUUCAGUUGCUCAGUUUGUAAGAUGUUUUACACAGAAUGGAAGUUUACAGAAACACAUGACAACUCAUACAGGAGAGAAACCGUUCAGUUGCGUAGUGUGUGGUAAAGAUUUUACUGAAAGUGGCCAUCUGAAAAGACACAUGAUAACUCAUGGAGGAGAAAAACCAUACAGCUGCUCUGUUUGUCAUAAAUCUUUUACACAUA
This is a messenger RNA of Anoplopoma fimbria (sablefish), 1481 nucleotides long. Its product is annotated as zinc finger and SCAN domain-containing protein 5C-like. Gene Ontology annotation, cellular component: nucleus. Lineage: Eukaryota; Metazoa; Chordata; Actinopteri; Perciformes; Anoplopomatidae. The record is from RefSeq and is a predicted model, not a curated record.